Molecule: messenger RNA, 2298 nt
Organism: Elgaria multicarinata webbii
Lineage: Eukaryota; Metazoa; Chordata; Lepidosauria; Squamata; Anguidae
Gene: GTPBP1
Product: GTP binding protein 1
Exons: 12
Coding region: 22-2034 (670 amino acids)
Biological process (GO): translational elongation
Molecular function (GO): GTPase activity; translation elongation factor activity; GTP binding
Source: RefSeq, a predicted model, not a curated record
AAGGAGGCCGGGGCUGCCAAGAUGGCGUCGGAGCGAAGUCGCUCCCCGGUGGGGGGCUCGCCGGUGCCGGCCUCGAUGUUCGCUCCGGAGCCCGCUUCACACGGCGGGGCAGCGGCGUCGGCUUCUUCCAGGCCUCACUGCGGCGUCCCGGACUCGGACUGCAGCGAGGACGGCGAGGUGCUCAAUGGCGAGCCCGAGCUCGAUCUCACCAGUAAGCUAGUAAUGGUGAGCCCAACAUCUGAACAGUACGAUAGUUUACUCCGGCAGAUGUGGGAGAGGAUGGAUGAAGGAUGUGGGGAAACCAUCUAUGUCAUUGGACAAGGAUCAGAUGGGACUGAGUAUGGGCUCAGCGAUGCAGACAUGGAAGCCUCCUAUGCUACGGUGAAGAGCAUGGCAGAGCAGAUAGAAGCCGAUGUGAUCCUCUUGCGAGAGCACCAAGAAGCGGGAGGCAAAGUGCGGGACUACCUGGUCCGGAAACGUGUGGGUGACAACGAUUUCCUGGAGGUCAGGGUUGCGGUGGUCGGCAAUGUGGACGCAGGGAAGAGCACCCUGCUGGGCGUCCUCACCCACGGCGAGCUGGACAAUGGGCGGGGCUUUGCACGCCAAAAGCUUUUUCGCCACAAGCAUGAGAUUGAGUCGGGCCGGACCAGCAGCGUGGGCAACGACAUCUUGGGCUUCGACAGUGAGGGCAAUGUAGUGAACAAGCCCGACAGCCACGGCGGAAGUUUGGAGUGGACUAAGAUUUGCGAGAAAUCGACAAAGGUCAUCACUUUCAUUGACCUGGCUGGGCACGAGAAGUACCUGAAGACGACAGUCUUUGGCAUGACUGGGCACCUCCCUGAUUUUUGCAUGCUAAUGGUUGGCAGCAAUGCUGGAAUCGUUGGGAUGACCAAGGAGCACCUGGGCCUGGCCCUGGCCCUCAACGUUCCCGUCUUUGUGGUGGUGACCAAGAUUGACAUGUGUCCUGCCAACAUUCUCCAAGAAACCCUGAAGCUCUUGCAGCGGCUUCUGAAGUCCCCGGGAUGCAGGAAGAUCCCUGUGCUGGUCCAGAGCAAGGAUGACGUCAUCGUUACUGCCUCCAACUUCAGCUCAGAAAGGAUGUGCCCAAUAUUCCAGAUUUCCAAUGUCACUGGUGAGAACCUGGAAUUGCUUAAGAUGUUUCUCAAUCUCCUGUCUCCAAGGACCAGUUACAGGGAAGAGGAGCCUGCGGAAUUCCAGAUAGAUGACACUUACUCUGUUCCAGGUGUUGGGACAGUGGUGUCUGGGACGACCCUGAGAGGCCUGAUCAAGUUAAAUGACACCUUGCUCCUGGGUCCGGACCCGCUGGGUAACUUCCUGCCCAUCGCUGUCAAGUCCAUCCACCGCAAGCGCAUGCCGGUCAAAGAGGUGCGGGGAGGUCAGACGGCCUCCUUUGCUCUGAAAAAGAUCAAGCGCUCCUCCAUCCGGAAAGGCAUGGUGAUGGUGUCUCCUCGGUUGAAUCCUCAAGCCUCUUGGGAGUUUGAAGCGGAGAUUCUGGUCCUGCAUCACCCGACCACCAUCAGUCCACGUUAUCAGGCCAUGGUGCACUGUGGCAGCAUCCGCCAGACAGCCACGAUCCUCAGCAUGGACAAAGACUGUCUACGCACGGGAGACAAAGCCACCGUUCACUUCCGCUUCAUCAAGACCCCCGAGUACCUGCACAUAGACCAGCGGCUGGUUUUCCGGGAGGGGCGUACCAAAGCUGUGGGUACCAUCACCAAGUUGCUUCAGACCACAAAUAACUCUCCAAUGAACUCAAAGCCCCAGCAAAUUAAGAUGCAGUCGACAAAAAAGGCCCCCCUGACAAAGCGAGAGGAGGGGGGAGCCCAGGCCAGCCUAGUGGCAGCUGGUCCCACCGUGGCGGAGGAAGCCGUUUCGUUGGGAGCAGUCCCCUCGGUGCCUUCUAGUGCCCAACAGCCACAGGCAAAGGCUGGAGGAGGUGGUCGGCGACGUGGAGGCCAGCGCCAUAAAGUCAAGUCUCAAGGGGCGAUUGUGACUCCUGCUGGAGGCUGCUGAGCGUCAUCUGAAUCGCUGAGGAAAUCACACCCUCCCCUGUUUCUUCAAAUCCAAAAAAAUCCCAGAGCAGCACAACCAAAAUCCAUCCCAGCUUGAUCUGCUGCUGUGGAGCUCUUCUCCUUCUCCUUCGUGCCCUCCUGGGGGAGAGCGAUGGGAGAGGGGGUUUGCAAUUUAAGCUAACGAAGGUGACAAAGCACACGUGGGACUGACCAACUGCCGCCUUCUCCCUCCCCCUCCAAACAUUUUGUACAUCGUCAGCUCUUA